AAUUCGGCUACCGAACUGCCCCCUUGGCAAAUAGUGCCACAGAGCCGCAGGGCCCCCCCUAUUCAUAUAGAAAAUGUUAGGGAAAUCGUGCCACUUUUGGAAAAGCUAAAUUACUCAGCAGGGGUAGAUAGUUUUACAACAAAAACAUCUAUAGGAAACGGGGUAACUAUCCAGGCGAAAGACUUGACUGCACAUAGAACAAUUAAAGACAUACUAGCUAAAAGUGGUAUCCCAUUCUAUUCAAACCAGAAUAAAACUGAAAGGGGUUUCAGAGUUGUCAUUCGCCACCUGCACCCCACUACCCCUUGCUCGUGGAUCACUAGCGAGCUGCAGAAGCUCGGCCACCAGACUAAGUUCACAAGGAACAUGACAAACCCUGCAACUGGUGGCCCGAUGCGGAUGCAUGAGGUAGAAAUCGCCUCGGCCAUGGACGGAAGCCACCUUCGGAUCCUCUCCAUUAAACAACUAGGCGGACAAAAAGUGGAAAUAGAAAGGAAAAACAGGACGAGGGAACCGGUCCAGUGUUUCAGGUGCCAGGGUUUCAGGCAUGCUAGGAACACAUGCAUGAAGCCCCCAAGGUGCAUGAAGUGCGCUGGCCAGCAUUGGUCUAGUGAGUGCACCAAGCCCAGAUCAACCCCCGCCACCUGCUCAAACUGCCAAGGAAACCACAUCAGCGCAUACAAGGGGUGCCCUGUCUAUAAGGCAGAAAAGCGAAAACUAGCAGUAAACAGGAUAGAUUUUCAUAAAAUUAGGACAACGAUGGACGCUAAAACGAACAAUUACGAACGACAGCCCCCCCUCCCCUUCAACAAAACCCCCCGACUACCAUAUAGCACCAAAGCAGCCGAAGCCCGAAAGGAAGCCGCCAGGAAAUUUGAAAUGAAUCCUUUCCGGCAAAAUAUUAAGGAUGUCAGACCAUAUCAUAUACGACCUACAACACACGAUGCCGCCAUUCAAAAACGGCUGAAUAAAUGGCGCCGAAAUGCGGACAAGGGACCCACAAAAAAUAGGAUAAGCUCUAAGGACAAUUCCAAGCCGCGACCCCCAAAGACCCCAAGAAACCCGGCACAAAGACACCUCGAGGCCUUCAACGACAAGCUACGCAAGGAAAGGAGUGAUACCAAAGACCAAGCCCGCGAUGGAAUGACGACAAGCUCCAGGAGGGGUGAUGAUGGCAGCCCGCCAACAACAAGCAGAGCUGCCAGACUAAACUUCAGACCAAGAACGAUAAAGGAAGCCACCGUCGAGCCUGAGGCCGGGCAAAAGCACUCGCAAAGAGGACCUCCUGAUGACCUGAACCUUGCGCAACGCGUACUGACAAUGGAGAAGAAAAUUGACGCAUUAACGGAACUCCUUUUCAAAAGCCUCGGAACCAACAAAAAUCUGACCACAGUACAUCCCAUGUCCUCCUAAAAACCAUAAACC
Molecule: messenger RNA, 1425 nt
Organism: Drosophila santomea
Lineage: Eukaryota; Metazoa; Arthropoda; Insecta; Diptera; Drosophilidae
Exons: 1
Source: RefSeq, a predicted model, not a curated record